AUGGGCUUCUACAAUGUGGCACGACGAGGAGCUGGUGCCCAGAUCAUCGCUUUCUGCCUUUUGUUGGCUGUCAGUCAAUGGUUGAAUCAGAGCUUCGUAGGCGGUGCGCCCAGUGCACCAAGCGAGAGGGGCCAUCCGUUGCGCGCCGUGCGCGCAGUGCCUGUGAAGGAUGCGUGGCUCCUCAGGGACAGAUUGGAAGGUUUGCCAUGUGGGCGUCACAAAUCCACAAUUGGUGCCAUGAAUUUCUGCUCAACAGCGGGUGCCCUUGGUCGCAAAGCAGCAGACAUCAAGGUGCCUCCUUUGGGGCAAAGGAUGGCGGCUGUGCCCCUCGAUCAGAUUUCGCCCGAGCAGAAGGAUGAGCUGCUGUGCACCUACGCCGCUCUGGUGCUUCAUGAUGAUGGUGCUGAGAUCACCCCAGCAGCCAUGACCAACCUGAUCAAGGCUGCCGGCUGCUCCGUGGAGGCCUACUGGCCGCUGCUGAUGGCCAAGAUGAUCAACAACGUGGGCAUGGAGACCCUCAUCAAGCUCGGCAGUGGCGCGGGUGGCGGCGGCGGCGGUGGCGGCGGCGGUGCUGCGGCGGCCGCUGGGGGAGAUGCGGGAGCUGGAGCUACUGAGGAGAAGAAGGUUGAGGAGGAAGAGGAAGAGGAAGACAUGGAGUUCGACCUCUUCGGCCACUCGCGAAGGUCUGUGACAAUGGCUGCUCUUGUCGAAGCCGUGGCCGGCACAGCUGCUGCACGGAAGGAAGUGAGGCUGCGGCUCCUGGCGGCUUCCGCUGCCACAUGCCGUGGUCAAUGCGGCACCGACGUGGCUCGUGAAGGAGCCUUGCAGCUGGUGAAGGCCAUGGAAGCCUUGAACCCCACGCAGGAGCCUGCGAAGCAGCAAGGUUUCCUUGAGGGCACCUGGCGCUUGAUUUUUGCAUCGGAGGAUGUGACGCGCUCCUCGCCCUUCUUUUGGGGAUGGCGGCAGAUGCUGAAGGGUGUUCCAGACCCAUCACCGAUCAGUCGGUCUCUCUUUGGCACUCAGGACUUGUCGGAGUCCAUCUUCGCCUUCACGGAUGGCAUUCCACUGAAGACCGUUGGAGAAGCAACGCAAAGCUUAAUCAAUGGGAAGAUGGUGAACCGCGUCGCGGUCGAGGUGUUCGGUGCUGGGAAGACCAUGAUGACAACCACCAGCAGGUACGAGGCCUCCGCCGAUGGCACAGAGUUGCUGAUGACCGUUGAAACCACCCAGGCGGUGGACAAUACCCUACCUUUCGCCGACCAAGUUGUUUUCCCUUCAGAGUCCUUCCUGGGGGAAAACGCCCAAGUCCGCGUGCGCAUCACGUACUUGGACGAUGACCUUCGGAUUUUCCGAAACGAGGAAGAUGACCAAGUUUUCGUGUACAUCAAGGCUUAA
Molecule: messenger RNA, 1395 nt
Organism: Cladocopium goreaui
Lineage: Eukaryota; Dinophyceae; Suessiales; Symbiodiniaceae
Source: the annotation of a GenBank genome assembly